Maudiozyma barnettii is the source of this 1797-nucleotide messenger RNA. RefSeq names its product glucan 1,4-alpha-glucosidase (gene SGA1). Gene Ontology annotation, biological process: polysaccharide metabolic process. The record is from RefSeq and is a predicted model, not a curated record. NCBI's taxonomy places the organism in Eukaryota, Fungi, Ascomycota, Saccharomycetes, Saccharomycetales, Saccharomycetaceae. Gene Ontology annotation, cellular component: fungal-type vacuole. Bases 1 to 1797 code for a protein of 598 amino acids. Gene Ontology annotation, molecular function: glucan 1,4-alpha-glucosidase activity. The transcript has a single exon.
AUGAGUUUAAUAAAGUUGAGAAAGAGUAACGAUAUAAACUAUAACAAGGAAAGAGGCCUCAUUUCUAGCUAUAUUUAUAAUACUCGUUUAAGAUAUUAUCUAACUUUAUCAUUGACAUUUGUUUUAUUAAUUAUAUUAUUUAUAAAACAACAAUUUAUUAAUUUAAAACAGUUCACCAGUUAUGAUACUGGAAUUUUAAAUAUAAAUUCAAAUAUUAAACUUGAAAAUGGUUACAUUAUAACCGAUUUUAAUCAACAGGAUCUAUUAACACUAAAACCACUCCAACCCUCUACUAUUAAUCCAUCACAAUUUGAGACCUGGUUAACCCAAGAAGUAGUAAUUGCUAGAAAUAAAAUAUUAAAAAAUAUAAAAUUUAGUGGUAAUGAAAAUGAAUGGGAUAAUAAUAUUCCUUUGGGUGUUCUUACGGCUUCUCCCUCGAGACAAUCUCCUAAUUAUUUUUAUCAAUGGACUAGAGAUAGUGCCAUGACUCUGAAUGCAUUAGUCUCGGAUUAUUUUGAUAAUGUUGAAACUGGACAAAAAAUUCAAAUUCAUGAUAUUUUGUUGCAAUACAUUAAUAACUCAAUAGUUUUACAAAGAUUGGAUAAUUUAUCAGGUAAAUUUUCAUUGAAAGAUAAAUAUAAAGGUUUAGCAGAACCUAAAUUUAAUAUUGACAGUACACCAUUUAAUGAGAAUUGGGGGAGACCACAAAAUGAUGGACCUGCUUUAAGAAUUAUUACAGUAUUAAAUUAUUUAAAAUUAUUAGAAACAAAUAGUUUAUCCGUUGAAAAUUUUACAAAUCCUAAUUAUCAUUAUACAUUUAAUAAUGAAUUGGAUAUAUUAUCAAACUUAAUAUAUUAUGAUUUACAAUUUAUUGUUUUAAAUUAUGAAGAAAGUAGUUUCGAUCUUUGGGAAGAAAUUGUGGAUCGUCAUUUUUUUACUACAUUAGUUCAAUUUUAUGCAUUAGAGAAAGCAAUUAAAAAAUGGGAAAACUUUAAACUUAUGUAUGGAAUUUUCCCCAAUAAUGACAAUAAUUUAUUGAAUCAACUUAAAACUACACAUAAAGUCCUUCUCGAGUAUUUGUUAUCUAAGGACAAUUUUAUUAACCCAUAUAAAGGUUAUGUGGUUGAAUCACCUAAUCUGUUGAAUAUACGAUCUGGAUUAGAUAUUGCCGUUAUAUUGGCAUCAAUCGUCUGUCAUCCUUCAAAGAGUAUAAUCAAUAGUGACCAUUUAGUUCCAUUUGAUGUUUAUGAUUCUGGAAUAUUAAAUACUUUGUAUUCUUUAGUGCAAAGUAUGUCCAUCAUAUAUCCAAUAAAUCAUCCUAUUAGUAAUCUCAAUAUUGGGGUUGCUUUGGGUAGAUACCCUGAAGAUAUAUAUGAUGGAGUUCAUACUAGUGAGGGGAACCCAUGGUUCAUUGCAACGACAUCUGCUGCUGAAUUAAUAUUUAAAUUAAUCGAGUCAUAUCGUGUAGAAGAAAAGCCUAUUGUAAUUGAUAUUUGGAAGACAAAAUUUUGGAGUUUGUUUUUCCAUGAGAGUAAUAAAUUUCCUUGGCAAAAAGAUUUAAUUGUCACUAUCCCAUAUAAUUCAAUAGCAUUUAAUAUGACCCUAGAUAAUUUAUUCAAAUAUGGGGAUUCUUUCUUUGAAGUAGUCAGAAAACAUAUGAGUCAUGAAGGUGAAAUGAGUGAACAAUUUAACAAAUAUAGCGGAUUCCUCCAAGGAGCUAGUGAUUUAAGUUGGUCUUAUUCGACUUUUCUAGAUGCAAUAAGAGCAAGAAACAAAGUUCAAGGACUCACUGCAUAG